UAUUCUCGUGCAUUCUUCCGCACGCUUGAUUAUGUAAUCCUACCCUUGCAUGUAAAACACUUGAAUGACUCAGAUGGUCUAUAUCGGAGGGUAUAAAAGCCGGCUCUGACAGAACACAAACACUCUGAUUUCGGCAUCCAAACUGUACAGACAGAAGCGGAGAGACCCUAAGAAAGAGAAUGGUAAACACAAAGACGACCCCAAUGAAGGCAUGUCCUAUGUGCAAGUUCAGAACCGCUGGAACAGAAGAGCUCAGGGAGCAUCUUGUGAUGUGUGGUCUGAAACACUCUGAAAAGAAAGCAUUUGCCUGUACGCAUUGUAACUUCACGACUACAAAGCAAGUAUACCUUACUCGUCAUGAGAAAAGACAUAUCGAAGAGAAGGGUAUGGACAAAAACAGCCAACCUGAGACCGUCCAUGUGUCUAAUCUACCAGAGGAUAAGCAGACCGCAGGAUCCAGUGACAGCUCAAGCAGCUCCAGUAGUGAUAGUGACGAUGGGUCGGAUGAUGAUUCCUAUCCUUCGCCUAAGGAAACAGAAGAUUGGCAAAAGCAGGACCCUGGGAGCUUACUGUCCGAGGAGUCGGAGAAAGAAACUACUGAGCCAGUUGUCCCAUCUGACAACAGACCUUCAACCUCAGCUACAGCAGUGGCCACAAAUCCUGUACCCCCGGAUGAUUCUUUGAUGGGUCGGGUGAUCAGGAAAUCAACAAAACCUACACUGCCAUUUCAUAAGAAGAGAAUAGCAGAACAAAGUGGUGAACCAGGCAAAAGGCUACGUGCCACAGAUCUGCGACAUGUCAUCCCGAAACCAGUAACUCUGGAUCAUCCCACGAAGCGACAUACGAGUACGGUUAGUCGACGUUUUGUUAGUGUUGGAGUCCAGACGGAGCCCGCCAUGAACAAAACUAAGCGGACAGUCACGACCACUUAUCGAUAUCAUGAUGCAGGCAAGCAAGUGAAACAAACCACGGUAGAUGAAACCUAUUUUUAUUUGGAUACCUUCACUGGAAAUAGAGAAUAG
Messenger RNA from Pecten maximus, 1022 nucleotides. RefSeq names its product zinc finger protein ZFPM2-like. Bases 180 to 1022 code for a protein of 280 amino acids. The record is from RefSeq and is a predicted model, not a curated record. The transcript is spliced from 2 exons. Lineage: Eukaryota; Metazoa; Mollusca; Bivalvia; Pectinida; Pectinidae.